Messenger RNA from Rhincodon typus (whale shark), 1464 nucleotides. Its product is annotated as fascin-like. Gene Ontology annotation, cellular component: actin cytoskeleton; cytoplasm. NCBI's taxonomy places the organism in Eukaryota, Metazoa, Chordata, Chondrichthyes, Orectolobiformes, Rhincodontidae. The record is from RefSeq and is a predicted model, not a curated record. Gene Ontology annotation, molecular function: protein-macromolecule adaptor activity; actin filament binding. Gene Ontology annotation, biological process: actin filament bundle assembly; cell migration; establishment or maintenance of cell polarity. The transcript has a single exon. The coding region runs from base 1 to 1464 and encodes 487 amino acids.
AUGGCAUAUAAAGUGCUUCUUUUCGGUCUAAUUAAUUCAGCCCAAAAAUACCUGACUGGAGAGGUGUUCAACUACAAAGUGAAUGCAACAGGUUCCUCACUGAAGAAGAGCCAAAUAUGGACCAUUGAGUUUACCAAGGAGGACUGUCCUAUGGUCCAUAUCAAGAGUUUUUUUAACAGGUACAUUGCUGCAGACAAGGAUGGCAAGAUCACCUGUGAUCAGGAGGUGCCCACUCCGAACUGUGAUUUCCUCAUGAUGCUUCAUCCAGACGGAAGAGUCUCCUUCCAAUCAGAGCGCACCAAACGGUAUUUAGGAGGAAACCAGGACAACAUCACAUGCUUUGCCCAGGCUAUUUCAGCCAGUGAGAAGUGGGUGCCCCACCUGGUUAUCCACCCCAGUGUUAACAUGUUCAACCCUGGCAGAAAAAAUUACCUUCGACUGAAUGAGCAAAAUGGAAGAAUGCUCUGUGACAAGAGCCAACCCUGGGGCGCGGACUGUGUCAUGACACUUUAUUUUGACAUCAAAGAGAAAAAAUACGCCAUAAGGACGGGAACUGGUAGCUUUAUUGCUUGCAACGGGAAAACUGAGCCCGCAAUAACAAAUAGAACAUUAUAUCGCCUAGAGAUCCAGAAUGGGAUGAUCAGUCUAAAGGAUAUGCACGGUAAAUUCCUAUCUGCGAAGGACUGCAAUGUAAAAACAAUUAAAACUUUGAAUCCUAGUACAGAUGAACUUUUUAUCAUAGACCCUUCUCCUGGGCAGAUCUGUAUUAUGUCAUUGGCUAAUGAGAGGUACAUCACCUGUAAGCCAGGCCCGGCUGUCUAUUCAAAUGUUAAUGAUAUAAAGGAUGCUGGAAACUUCCAAAUUAUGAUGGAUUCCACAACAAAAAAAGUUUGCUUCCAAAAUAUUUCAAAACACUACCUCGCAGUUGGUGCCAAAGGCUUCAUUGAAGUCUCUAAGCAACUAGACUUUCACUGCUGGUUUCAAAUCAUGUAUAACUGUGAAAAGGCAGCUUUAAAGGCAUCAGAUGGAAGAUACGUGACUGUGAAUGCAGGUGGCCAGCUCUUAGUGGGGCCAAUUUCAAUUGGGAGACAGGAAGAAUUUGUCUUAAAACUUACUAAUCGAUCUCAGCUAAUACUCCAGAGUGAAUUUGGUUUUGUUGGCUUUUUGCCUGGGAAGCAAAAGUUGGUUUGCAACAGGCCAAUGUAUGAAGCAAGCAAAAUAAUUUCAACUGCUGAUGGCUUCUAUCAGUUCAAAGUAGCAUCACUUGACAGAUACUGGCAGUUGGAUGAAGAAGGCGCAAUCACAACCACAGGAGAAGUGCCUGUUAAUUUCACUAUUGAAUUGAUCACUUCAGACCAAAUGAUCAUAAGAGGACCCAACGGGAAAUACAUUUUAGCAGAAUCUGAUGGAAGCUUCAGAGCUAUUGGAGAAGAUGCCAAGUCUGCUUCAUUGUUCCGAUACUAA